CACAACUUUGCCUUCUCCUGAAACUACCCCACAACCUGAAAGUGCAAUGUUGGAGCAAGGAAUAUCAACAAAGGGUAAGAGGAUGCCAAGAGUAAAGGCUACAACAAUUGACGAAUUCUUAAAGAAAAAUGGGAUAGACGUGGAAAUUGAAGGACCAAGCACUGAACUAAGUGAGGACGGGGAAGAAAGCAUGGCACUUGAUAAAGACUAUUAUCAACAUGUGAUGGAGGACAUUGAUGAUGAAGAAGGAGAGCCAAAGAAGAAGAAAAUCCGUGGAAAAACAACUUGCAAGGAGAUUUAUGCAAGGACUAUGGAACAGCGGGAAGAAGUCACUUUUGAUAUUGGACAGCUCGUAGGACCAACCAACCAAAGUGUUUCUAAUUUAACUAGUUUUGUUGGCAUUAUUGGUAGAAAUAAAAGUUUUGUUCGUCUUUUGUACACUAGUUGGCAUGCUGUUCCUUCUAAAGCUAAGAAGUUCAUGUGGGACUAUGUUAACACCAAGUUUAUCCUCCCAGACAGUGAAAAAAAGUGGGUAAUGCAAGCGAUUCGAGACGCUUGGAAGCGGUUCAAAGGAAAGAUUAAGCAAAAGCACUUCGUUCCCUAUGAUACUAUUGAAGAUAUGGUGAAGAAUCGACCCCCACAAGUACCAGAAAGUGGUUUCAUAAAGUUGAUCUAUUAUUGGAGUCAUCCUUUAAUCCAGUCAAAGAAACAAGCAACACAAGGAAAAACAGAAGUUUCCACAUCGCAUGGGGCCAAUCAAUUUCGGAAGAGUACGAGUGGCUAUGCGAGUAACAAAGGAAACAAACGAGGAACCAAAAAGGUUUGAGAUGUUCAUUGCUACCCAAACAAGUCGAAAGAGGAAAGAAGUGGAUGAA
This is a messenger RNA of Arachis ipaensis, 875 nucleotides long. The record is from RefSeq and is a predicted model, not a curated record. Lineage: Eukaryota; Viridiplantae; Streptophyta; Magnoliopsida; Fabales; Fabaceae.